CGAUCCGCCGGCCACCAGCUCCAGACAGCCUGCAGCCCAAGAGAGAAGCAGCAGCUCAGCCGCCGGGCCGCCGACCCGGAAGUUCUUCUGCCGCCAAACGCGAGGCUGCGGAGGGGGGGGUGUGAACCCGGAAGCGAUUUCCCUGCCCCGGUAGCAGCGGAAUGGAAAGCUAAGGGCCUUUAAAGACCUGGAAUCUCCUGGUUUCGGGAGGUGGUGAGGGGUGUGUGGCUCUGAGCUGCGAGGACAGUAAAGGACAAUAAAGAGGCUGUGGGCAAGAGGCUCUCCGAGUCCAGAGAUCGUAGCUUUCGAGGUGCGGGUUAGGGACCGCGGCCAAACGCGCUGGGCGGCUUCUGGUGGCGACCGAGUUUUCCCGUUACAGGAAGUUGGGCCUGGCCUCUAGGAAAGAGAGGGGAAGGAGGAAAGAGAAAACGGUUACGGCCUCCCGCCCCCCGGGUGACUGUUCCACCCACUGAGUUGAAUGUAGCGGCCCGGGAGGUACUGGGCCCCUCGACGGGUGAGACGAGGAGGAGCACGAUCCAGACUGUUCAAGAGAAACGGAGAGGUGGGAGGCCGAACUAUCUCCAUCCAUAUCCAGUUUCUCCAGCCAUGGGAAAUCCGGAAAACAUAGAAGAUGCUUAUGUUGCUGUUAUUCGUCCAAAGAAUGCUGCCAGUCUCAAUUCUCGGGAAUACAGAGCUAAGUCAUAUGAAAUUUUAUUGCAUGAAGUUCCCAUUGAAGGACAGAAAAAAAAAAAAAAGAAAGUUUUAUUGGAAACUAAACUUCAAGGCAACAGUGAAAUAACACAAGGCAUAUUGGAUUAUGUAGUAGAAACCACCAAACCAAUCUCUCCUGCAAACCAGGGUAUUAGAGGAAAACGAGUGAUAUUAAUGAAGAAAUUUCCUCUGGACGGGGAGAAGAUGGGCAGAGAAGCAGCAUUGUUUAUUGUCCCAUCAGUUGUCAAAGAUAAUACUAAAUAUACAUAUACUCCAGGAUGCCCAGUUUUUUAUUGCCUACAAGAUAUCAUGCGAGUCUGUAGUGAAUCUAGCACUCACUUUGCUACGCUUACAGCAAGAAUGUUAAUAGCCUUGGAUAAGUGGUUAGAUGAACGUCAUGCACAGUCUCACUUUAUUCCAGCUUUAUUCCGACCUUCUCCUCUUGAGCGGAUAAAAACUAAUGUUAUAAACCCUGCAUAUGCUACCGAAUCAGGUCAGACAGAAAACUCUCUACAUAUGGGCUAUAGUGCACUAGAAAUAAAGAGUAAAAUGUUGGCCCUAGAGAAAGCAGAUGCCUGUAUUUACAACCCUUUGUUUGGAUCAGAUCUUCAGUAUACAAAUCGGGUAGAUAAAGUGGUAAUAAAUCCAUACUUUGGCCUAGGCGCUCCAGACUACUCAAAAAUCCAGAUUCCUAAACAGGAAAAAUGGCAGAGGAGCAUGAGCAGUGUCACAGAAGACAAGGAACGACAGUGGGUAGAUGAUUUUCCUCUCCAUCGAAGUGCCUGUGAAGGAGAUACGGAAUUAUUAAGCCGACUUCUCAAUGAAAGAUUUUCAGUCAACCAAUUAGAUAGUGACCACUGGGCACCCAUUCAUUAUGCAUGCUGGUAUGGAAAAGUUGAAGCUACACGCAUAUUGUUAGAGAAAGGAAAGUGCAAUCCAAACCUUUUAAAUGGACAACUUAGUUCUCCUCUUCAUUUUGCUGCUGGAGGAGGACAUGCUGAAAUAGUACAGAUUCUCCUAAACCAUCCAGAAGUUGACAGACAUAUAACAGAUCAACAAGGACGAUCUCCUUUAAAUAUCUGUGAAGAAAACAAACAAAAUAAUUGGGAAGAUGCUGCAAAAUUGUUGAAGGAAGCCAUUAACAAACCAUAUGAAAAAGUUAGGAUAUACAGAAUGGAUGGAUCUUACCGUUCUGUUGAACUGAAGCAUGGAAAUAACACCACAGUGCAGCAGAUAAUGGAAGGAAUGCGUCUCUCUCAAGAAACACAGCAGUAUUUCACUAUCUGGAUCUGUUCAGAAAACCUAAGCCUUCAGCUCAAGCCUUAUCAUAAACCACUGCAACAUGUUCGUGACUGGCCAGAAAUUCUUGCUGAAUUGACUAAUUUGGAUCCCCAAAGGGAAACACCACAGCUUUUCCUAAGAAGAGAUGUGAGACUUCCUUUGGAAAUUGAGAAAAAGAUUGAAGACCCACUAGCUAUUCUCAUUCUUUUUGAUGAAGCCAGAUAUAAUUUAUUGAAGGGCUUUUAUACAGCUCCUGAUGCUAAACUGAUAACAUUGGCAAGUCUGCUGUUGCAAAUAGUUUAUGGAAAUUAUGAGAGUAAAAAACACAAGCAAGGUUUCCUAAAUGAAGAAAAUCUAAAAUCCAUUGUACCUAUUACCAAAUUGAAAAGUAAGGCACCUCACUGGACAAAUAGAAUACUUCAUGAAUACAAGAAUCUUAGUACAAGUGAAGGUAUCAGUAAAGAAAUGCAUCACCUUCAGCGUAUGUUCUUACAGAAUUGUUGGGAAAUCCCUACAUAUGGAGCAGCUUUUUUCACAGGACAGAUAUUUACAAAGGCCAGCCCUAGUAACCAUAAAGUCAUCCCUGUGUAUGUAGGUGUGAAUAUAAAAGGACUUCAUCUCCUCAACAUGGAAACUAAGGCUUUACUCAUCAGUCUUAAGUAUGGUUGUUUUAUGUGGCAGUUGGGAGAUGCUGAUACUUGUUUUCAGAUCCAUAGUAUGGAAAAUAAAAUGAGCUUUAUUGUACAUACAAAACAGGCCAGCCUUGUGGUAAAACUACUAAUGAAGCUAAAUGGACAGUUAAUGCCAACUGAAAGGAAUUCAUGAGAGGAAAGCAACUGAUACCUAAGCCACCACAUUUUGUAAUGUAGAUUUUUUUCCGUGAAAGAUUUCUUCAACUUACAUUUAACAAGGCAUUUAGUCUCUUGUAAUAUAUAUGUAUACUAUUACAUUGUACAGAAUCUGUACUUAUGUUUGGUGUGUAAGAUACCAGUUAGUUUUAUAUAAUAUCCACACAAGCUAAUUAGUUUUUAAGAGAAACACACAAAAAGGUAUAGACUGAUAGCCUGUAUAAUAUUAGACAAAAUAGUAGGCUUAUAAAAAGUUAUUUUUGGUAAAUGUAAAGAAUUUAGAGUGGAAUGUGAUGAAAUUAAAAUGUAGCUUUGCUAUGA
Messenger RNA from Phacochoerus africanus (Common warthog), 3161 nucleotides. It is a transcript of the gene KRIT1, whose product is annotated as KRIT1 ankyrin repeat containing. The record is from RefSeq and is a predicted model, not a curated record. The transcript has 17 exons. Gene Ontology annotation, biological process: cell redox homeostasis; negative regulation of angiogenesis; regulation of establishment of cell polarity. Gene Ontology annotation, cellular component: cytoskeleton; plasma membrane. The coding region runs from base 607 to 2817 and encodes 736 amino acids. Gene Ontology annotation, molecular function: protein binding. Lineage: Eukaryota; Metazoa; Chordata; Mammalia; Artiodactyla; Suidae.